Messenger RNA from Oppia nitens, 1194 nucleotides. It is a transcript of the gene wol, whose product is annotated as dolichyl-phosphate beta-glucosyltransferase-like. NCBI's taxonomy places the organism in Eukaryota, Metazoa, Arthropoda, Arachnida, Sarcoptiformes, Oppiidae. The record is from RefSeq and is a predicted model, not a curated record. Bases 52 to 1194 code for a protein of 380 amino acids. The transcript is spliced from 2 exons. Gene Ontology annotation, cellular component: endoplasmic reticulum membrane.
CACUUCAUUAUCACAUCUAUAAUAGUAUCCAUAAUAAUAACAACACUAACGAUGCAUAUCUGUUGCGAUGUCAUCAGUCAACUAUGUCUAUCGGUUAUCGCAGUCAUCAUAAUAGUGGUUACGAUCGCCAGUUUGAUCCUGAGGUUAACAACGCAACCGAAACCAGUGAUUGUACGCAAAGAUAGCGAAAAAUACUAUUUGGACGUCCAGUCGGGCGAAAGACGUCGCUUUCCGUCACUAGUGGACACCGAUGUCGACGACGACGUCGGCGGCGAUCAGCCAUCUGUUUAUCUGUCAGUAAUAGUUCCGGCGUUUAACGAAUCGGAACGCUUGCCGAAGAUGUUGGACGAGGCCAUCGAUUAUCUGGAAUCGAGAUGUAGUCGUCGGCGUCGACGGCAACAAAAGUCCAGUGACGACGGCGUUGACGUCGAUGUCUUUACCUACGAGAUAAUCGUUGUCGACGACGGCAGCACUGAUCAGACCACAGACGUAGCCCUGGGUUAUGUCAAGACGUACGGCUCGGAUAAGAUACGGGUGUUGACACUGGAGACCAAUCGGGGCAAAGGCGGUGCCGUACGAUUGGGUAUGUUAUCGGCCAGAGGUCAUCAGCUGUUGUUUGCCGACGCCGACGGUGCCACUUAUUUUCCCGAUUACGAAAAACUCGAGUCAUUUAUGUUAGCCAAUAGUAGUCGAGAAUCUGGUGGUAGUAAUGGUCGACCAGUGAUAGCUAUCGGUUCCCGAGCUCAUCUCCAAUCUGAUGCAGUGGCCACUCGUUCGCUGUUUCGUACAAUUCUGAUGUAUGGUUUUCAUUUGGGUGUCUGGCUUCUGGCCGUACGCAGUGUUCGGGACACACAAUGCGGAUUCAAAUUGUUUGGCCGCCGUAUUGCCCGCCAAUUGUUUACGCAUAUUCAUUGCGAAAAAUGGGCUUUCGAUGUGGAACUACUGUUGUUAGCCGAAAAACUUGGCGCCAAAAUCGGCGAAAUUGCUGUCAAAUGGACGGAAAUUGACGGUUCAAAAGUUGUACCGUUUUGGUCGUGGCUUCAAAUGGGCAAAGAUGUGGCCAUUAUUUCCUUGAAAUAUACGAUCGGCGCCUGUAGUCUACCGAUCGGUGAUAAUAAUACUAUCAAUAAUAAUAAUGAAAUGACAUAUUCAGACAUCAGAUUUCAAUUGGUUUUCUUUCUUUUUUUUUGGUGA